GAGAGCUGGGAUUUCACAAUAACGGGUCUUACUGACAGCAGACUGCUGCAACCAGAGGAAGCCGGUCUGUACUAUAACAACCCUGUCUGUAGUUGAGGACUGUCAGUUGUUGUUGUUGUUGUUGUUUUUUGUUCGUGUGAGAAGGUUAAAAGGAGUCACAACAAUCUCUCAACUGAUGCUGUUUGCGUGUAAGUGAUGGUGUGAGGAGUCGGUGAAGGGAGACUCAUGCGCAAAAAUGCGAAUUAUUCUCCCUUUGCUGUGUGUUCUGUGCGCCACACCGGUCCACGGCAUUUUUGACGGAACCUGUCCCAGAAAAGACCCUCCCCCUGGUGUGUUGGUUUUAUCCCCUGGCAGUUCGUUGGUUUUGACCUGCAGUGGUCAUGUGGAGGUGGAUGGAGUAAAGGUCAGCAUUGCCAGACAAGGCUCAAACACCAACAGAAGAGGGAGUUCUUCUGAUGCAACCCCAACAACCACUGUAAACAUUAGAAGCAACACUGAAGUUUCAAUGAAAAGUGAAAAGCAUACUGUGGAGAAUACUGUAAGUGAGGGAUACCACCCUGACCUGACUGAUGCGGGAGAAAACAGAAGCCUCGGGCGUACAGCUACAGGAUACACAGCUUCUCCCACCACUCACACGGCCUGGCAAACCAGCGUGAGCAGACUGCUAAAGAAUGAAUCCGACUGGGAGGCUAAGGAGAUGGGUGGCGAGAGCGAUUACGAGGAGGAGGAGGAGGAGGAGGCGGGGGAGGAAGGGAGCAGAGUAACAAGGGGCAUAAAGUCAAGGCUACAGUGGAAGUGGAACAGUAGGACGGUGGGAAAAGGAGACAGAGACUGGGGAGAAAUCACAUUUGAGAGGAGAAGGGCGUCACUGUCUCUGUCCUCAGUAAGACUGACAGACUCUGGGAGGUACAGUUGUUAUCACAGAGGCAGAGAGAGGUUCUCUUUAAAAGUAAACAUUGCAGAUCCUCCAGAGAAUCCCAGCCUGUCCUGCUACAAAAGGUCACCCAGCAGUAAGAUCCGCUGUGAGUGGGCACCCCAGAAGCCCGUCACUAUAAGACCUAACUGUUACCUCUUACUCAGUAAAAGCCUGGCAGAGGGUUUCCGUCGUUCACAGUGCUCAUACUCAUCUCGGCGCUCCCGCUGUUGGUGUGCUCUGGAACACAAUUGGGACGAGCUGAGAACCCUUCACAUGGCCUACCUGUGUGUUACGAGCAUCGCUGGCAACGCCACCAGCGCCCUGCGGCACUUCCUACCUAUGGACAUUUUAAAGCCAGACCCUCCAUCAGAUGUGUCAGUUCGACAGGAGGAGGGACAGGAGAUGAGGAUGACAGUCAGCUGGAGUUUGCCAAUCUCCUGGAUGCCUCACGACCACUAUUAUAAACUAAUCUACGAGAUUAAAUACCAACCUCUCAAGUCCUCCUUUUGGCAGAUACAUAGGAUUGAGGACCAGCAGCGCUCCUACACUAUCACUGAUGCAAUGCCUGGUGUUGAGUACCUGAUACAGCUCAGAACUAGAGACGAGUAUGAUGGUCAGUGGAGUGACUGGAGUACACCUGCCACCAGAUGGACGGGGGGAGGCCGCCUUAUGGUUUUAGAGACCUGGAAGGGAUUAAUUACGUGGACCUGUAAAUCAUUGAACUUGAUCACCUCGGUAUUACGUGAUCCACCUUGGACACAGACAAAAGUAGUCAUGACAACUUGAAGAGGAAAGCCACCUGUUUCCUUUCCACACAAUUAGGGUUUUCAAAAGAAGCCAAAUAAACACUCUCCCAUACUUACAUACUGGUACCCCCUCCUGUUAUGUUUCUCGUCCUUUCUGAAUAAGUUUACGCAUUAUGCAUAGCAUGCAUGCAGUAUUCUGGAUCCUUUGUACAUCUUCAUAGAGUUGAAAAUAUUUAGAAAACAUUUAUGAAUGCAUCCUCAUAUUCUGAUGUUCUUUGCAAAAGGAAAUAUACCCCAUGAAAAAUGAAAGUGACACAUGUUUUCGCUACGUGAAAGUAUUUUUUAACAUAUCAUUCUAUACUCUUUUUUUCAUUCCAUUGAAAUUAUUUAUAUCUUUUUGAUGUGUCAUUAUUUAGGGGUUUCACUUUCUUGGGAAUAAGACGAGAAGAUUAAUACUCUAAUGUCUUGUUGUUUUUAGAUUUUGUUUAUUCCGCAUAUUUUACAAAUUACAUUUAUGGUGGUAAUUAGUGAGCAGCUGGUAGGCAGGACUUUUUUUUAUCUUUGGACAGAGUCAGGUUAGCUGUAUCUCCCUGUUUCCAGUCUUUAUGCUAAGCUAAGCUAAUUGUAUCCUGCUGAAGGUCCAUGUUUAUUGUACAGACAUGAGAGUGGUAUUUCUUUAUCUCUCAGGAAAAAAAGCAUGUAUAAACAAUAUAAACUAUUUCUUCCUGGUGGCCUCGGGAUGUAAGAAGCUGACCAUGUAAUCACUUCGUUAUUAACUUGCGCAGUCUGGGAACAGACUGCGACCUUUGUUGCAUGUUGUCAACUUUUCUCUCUCCUCUCAUUUUGUGUCAACCCUUAUCAUUUGGUAUGUUAUCAAAUGAAAGACUGCCCUAAAAAUAUAGUAUCCCGUGUCUCAGGAUAUGUACAGCUCCACUGGUUUAUGAUUUUAAAUCAUUUUCAAUUAUUUAAACACCUUUUAAUUUACUUUUAGAUCAUGGAAUGUGGCUUUACAUAAUAGCACUGUAUCAUGGUUAGGAAAAAGACUUGCACAAACUGAGAUCAAUCAGAUAAAUAGACCUCAAACCAGCUCAUUGUGGUUCCCUUAAUCCCAAUUUAAUCUUCCAGUCUCUGUAAAAGGAUGUGAUGGUCAAUGGUGUUGAAUGCAGCCAUAACAUCUAACAAAAAGAGUACAUAUACCAGUCCUUUGUCUGAUGCAAGUAGAAGGUCAUUUGUAACUUUUGCCCGUGCUGUAUUUGUGAAAUGAUACACUCUAAAUCCUGACUGGAAAUUCUCAAAUAAGCUAUUCUUAUUUUUUGGGGCUUUUUGGCCUUUAAUUGAUAGGAUAGAUGUAGACGGGAAAGGGGGGAGAGAGAGAGGGGGACGACAUGCAGUAAAGGGCCUCAGGUUAUAAUUGAACCCUGGGCUGCUGCGGUAAGGACUGAGCCUUGGUACAUUGAACACACACUCAACCAGGUUGAACUAUUCUAAUGUAGAAGUCACACAACUGAUUUGUGUCUGCUUUCUCAAGAAUCUUAGAGAGAAAAGGAAGAUAUACAUAGGUCUAUAGUUGGCUAAGAUCUAGCUCUGGAUCAAGAGUGGGCUUUGGAAGAAGAGGUUUAAUUAGAGCUACUUUAAAGGACUGUGGUACAUAAUCUGUCAAUAAAGACAUAUUGAUCAUAUCUAGUAAAAAAGUGCUAACUAAGGAUUAAAUCCUAGCCUAGUUGGGAUGGGUUCUAAGAGACAGGUUGAUUGCUUAGAUGAAGAAAAGUUAGUUGGUUAAGUUCGAUGGGAGAAAAGCAGUCUAAAUAUAUAUCAGGUUUAACAUCUGUUUCUAGGGUUCCUGUGUUUGAAGAUAAAUCUGUACCAGCAGGAGGUGAUGCAUUUUGUCUCUAAUAAUUCAAAUUUGAUUAUUAAAACGUUACUAAUAGUAGGUAAUAAGAAUUCUAGUAUACUAGUAUACUCUGACAGAAACCAAACAAAUCUAAUAAUGACAUAACAUGGUAUUAAAGCUGUCAUCAGAAUACAGACUAGGAGCAUGGUACACAAAUAAAAUUGGCCUUAGCGUAUUCCAGGUUGGGUGUGAAACCCUGAAAGACUAAAAUCAAGGCUUUCAAAUGACUUGUAACUUAGUUUAGGGUUGAUUAUUAGGCUUGAGUCAAAGAUGUGUGCAACUCCACCUCCUCGGCCGGUGCCUUGAGGAAUGUGAGCAUAUGCCGUUUUUUGCAAUCUUCCCACUGCAGCUUUAAGUAAGAAAAAGUAAAUCAAUAUGACAAUUUGAUAUUAAAUAGUUUACUAGUACAUCUUUAGAUGACAGAGAUAUUAUGUUAAAGAGCCUUCUUCUAUUUUGUUGUAGGCCUACUAGCAGAGGUGGUUUUCAUUUUUAUUAGGUUUUAAUGUAUAUCUUCC
This is a messenger RNA of Perca fluviatilis (European perch), 4068 nucleotides long. It is a transcript of the gene il6r, whose product is annotated as interleukin 6 receptor. The record is from RefSeq and is a predicted model, not a curated record. Gene Ontology annotation, biological process: cytokine-mediated signaling pathway. Gene Ontology annotation, cellular component: external side of plasma membrane; membrane. Bases 236 to 1702 code for a protein of 488 amino acids. Gene Ontology annotation, molecular function: cytokine receptor activity; protein binding. The transcript has 7 exons. NCBI's taxonomy places the organism in Eukaryota, Metazoa, Chordata, Actinopteri, Perciformes, Percidae.